This is a messenger RNA of Symbiodinium natans, 318 nucleotides long. Lineage: Eukaryota; Dinophyceae; Suessiales; Symbiodiniaceae. The record is from the annotation of a GenBank genome assembly.
AUGAAAGACGGAUUUGAACCCUAUAAGUUGCAGCCAGGACGGAGGAGAGCAAAUGAGCGCAUGGUGUUCGCGCUUUUGCCAGCACUUCCUGAGACUCCCUGUCAGCACAACUUCGCUCAUUUGAGGCUUCUGGACAUGUCCCGGUCUGCGCCGACAUGCUGGCAGCAGCCCGAAAGUCUGGAUCGCUGCUUUGUGGGAGGCUUUGAGGCUAAAGGGAACGAGAAGGACAGUUUUUUUGGCUCCGCCACUCUGACAGAGUGUGUCUGGUCGUCCCCAGAAUCCCUUGUCCCAACCUUUGCAAGCUGCCGGAUCAUCUGA